AUGAGCGUAUUUAAGACCAUCAAACUCGGACUGAGACCAUAUUAUAUUUCUUUUUCCCAUCUGGGACUCUCAUGCUGUCUGAAUGCUUUGUCUCGCAAUAAUAAAAAUCACAACUUUUGGGCUUCCAAUCAGUUUCGGUCAUUUUCUUCUGGUUCAGUAAAUAAUAUACUUUGGGAGCUCAUAAGGACAGUUGCAAGCACAGGAUCUAUAUCUCCCAAGAGUAUUGCCGUAAGAACUGAUCAUAAAAGUUACACUUACCAUCAACUGAUCUUAUCUGCUCGGAAGAUAUCAAGUUUGUUAUGUAAUGCUGAUUUGAAAAAUGAUGUAGCCAUGAUUCUGAGUACUGAAGAUCAUCAAGAACUUAUGAAAACCGUUACAGCUAAAACCAGUGCUCAGUCAUCUCUACUUCCUAAUGUUUCAAGUAUAAAUUCAGACCCUACUGAGCAUGAUGACCUGAGAAAUGGAGAAACAGAUGGUGAUAAAGUCUCCAAUGACAUAAAUGGUGAUGACCCAGCAUUGAUUAUAUACACCAGUGGUACAACAGGUAAACCGAAAGGAGUUGUCCACACACACAAAGGGAUCUUCGCACAGGUUCAAAUGUUAACAGAUGCAUGGGGAUAUACGGCCAGCGAUCAAUUCUUGCACUGUCUACCUCUACAUCAUAUCCAGAAUUUUGUCGCUUUUCCUUUGUCAAAAAUUGAAUUCAUGCCAAAAUUCAGUGUGAGAGGAAUCUGGCAGAGAUGGCGUGAAUCUUAUUUAAGUGACGAAACCAAAGCUGAUGAUGCUAUAACCGUGUUUACAGGAGUUCCGACCAUGUACACACGUCUACUACAAGGGUAUGACGCUAUGGAUCCAGACUCACAAGCUGCUUCUGCUUCAGCUGCAAGACAGUUGCGUCUCAUGAUGUGUGGCUCCUCUGCUCUCCCUCUUCCUGUUAUGCAACAAUGGGAAACCAUCACUGGACAUCGCCUUUUGGAAAGAUAUGGCAUGACUGAGUUUGCCAUGGGAAUUUCUAAUCCCUUAAAAGGUGAGCGGAAAGGAGGCACUGUUGGCAAGCCACUUCCAGGUGUGCAGGCCAAAAUCGUUGCAGAAGAUGGUAGCAGUGAUACGGAGGUGGGCGAACUUUACAUUAAAAGUCCUUCUCUAUUUAAGGGAUAUUGGAAGCUUCCAGAGGUUACUAAGGAGUCAUUUAGUGAUGAUGGAUUUUUCAAGACUGGAGAUUCUGCUAGAAUGGAUGAAGAUGGAUACUACGUCAUUUUGGGACGUACUAGCGCUGACAUUAUGAAGGUUGGUGGAUACAAGUUAUCAGCGCUAGAAAUUGAAGCAGUUCUUUUAGAGCAUCCAGCUAUUGCAGAGUGUUGCGUGUUGGGUUUACCUGACAAAGACUAUGGGGAAGCUGUGUGUGCAAUAGUUGUGCCUGCGGCAGAGCUGAAAAGAAAACGGGACGAGGAGUUGAAGCCUGCUCUAACUUUGGAAGAACUUUCCAUAUGGGCUAAAGUGAAACUUGCACCCUACAAGAUACCAACCCGCUUGCUACUGUGGAAUGCACUACCCCGGAAUGCUAUGGGGAAGGUAAACAAGAAACAUCUUAAGAAAAAGUUUGCUGAUGAUAAACAAUGA
Fraxinus pennsylvanica is the source of this 1620-nucleotide messenger RNA. The record is from the annotation of a GenBank genome assembly. NCBI's taxonomy places the organism in Eukaryota, Viridiplantae, Streptophyta, Magnoliopsida, Lamiales, Oleaceae.